UUCCCGUGCGCCCCGGAACACUCGCGUCCCAGCUACUAUGCAUCCCGAGCGACUUGGACUGACACCCGCUACAUCGCGACAUCGCGACAACGCACCAUCUCUGCUCUUUCACCUUUCUGGUCAACAUUAUUGUCGUCUUUCUGUUUCAUUCCUGACCUCGACUCGUAAACAAACAUCAACAUUCACCACCAAUACUCCACUCCUUCACUUGGCACGCCCGCAUCUACCCCCCCACAACAUCUUUCACCAUUACUCUCUUACACCUUCGGCACAAACGCGCCCGCCGCUCAUCUUUGAUGGGUUCAAAAGGCGCCGACGUCCCUCAGGACCAGAAGGCAGGAUGGGCGAGCUUCAUCAAGAGCCUCGCCCACAUGACUGGCGACCUCAGCUCAAUGACUGCCCCUCCAUUCAUCCUCUCGCCCACGUCGCUUACCGAGUUCCCCGCUUACUGGGCCGAGCACCCCGAGCUUUUCGCCGACAUCUCGGAGGGUGAGACCGAGGAGGACCGCAUGGAGCGUGUCCUUCUCUGGUUCAUCGCGACUCUCAAGGGCCAGUACACCACUCGUAACGAGAAGAUGGGUUCGGAGAAGAAGCCUCUCAACCCCGUUCUUGGCGAGCUCUUCUACGGGUCUUGGCCCGACGUCGAGGGUCGCGGCGAGACCAUCUUGGUCUCGGAGCAGGUGUCGCACCACCCUCCUAUUACCGCCUACUACAUCGAGAACAAGAAGGCAGGUGUCGCCCUCCAGGGUCACUCGGGCCAGAAGACGUCGUUCUCGGGCACGUCGAUCCACGUCAAGCAGUCGGGUCACGCAUUGCUUUACGUGACUCCCAAGAAGACGGGCAAGCAGGAGAUGUACCUCAUCACGCUUCCCAAACUUCGCAUCGACGGCAUCGUGUGGGGCUCGCCGUACAUUGAGCUCACCGACUCGUCGGCGAUCCAGAGCAGCACUGGCUACGGUGCUCAGAUCGAUUACAAGGGCAAGGGAUACUUUUCGGGCAAGGCACACAUGUUCAAGGCCAAGAUGACCAAGGGGUCUCGCACCGUCCAGACCUUUGAGGGCGAGUGGACUGGCGUGUCUUAUGUUGGCUCGACCAAGGGCCCCGUGUUCUACGACGCCGACACACCCAAGGAGGAGAUCACUGUUCGGCCCAUCACCGAGCAGGGCCAGUGGGAGAGCCGCUUCCUGUGGCAGAAGGUGGCCAACGGCAUCCGCGGUGGCGACUUUGAGACGGCUGGCCGGGAGAAGAGCCUUAUUGAGAACGAGCAGCGGCAACGCCGCAAGGAUGAGGUGGCCGAGGGCACGUCGUGGAAGCUGUGGAACUUUGAGCACGUCGACUCUGACCCCGAGUUCCAGAAGCUGGUCGCGAUGAUGAACGACAAGACGCAGCCAACGACCGAGGAUGCCUACGUGUACAGAGGGCACCACUACCAGCAGCUCUUGGCGGGUGCAGGUGCGGGUGCAGGUGCGACUGCGGGCGCGGGCGCGGGUGCGUCUGCUCCGGUGGCGGCGUAGAGUAGUAGACAUGUACACGAUGACUAGUGGACGCGGAGUGGUUUGGAGUCGGAGAGCGGACCGGCCACCUCCACCGGAUAGCCGAUUCGGCCGGGCCGAGAGUU
Messenger RNA from Cutaneotrichosporon oleaginosum, 1618 nucleotides. RefSeq lists its product as uncharacterized. Lineage: Eukaryota; Fungi; Basidiomycota; Tremellomycetes; Trichosporonales; Trichosporonaceae. Gene Ontology annotation, molecular function: oxysterol binding. The record is from RefSeq and is a predicted model, not a curated record. Gene Ontology annotation, cellular component: intracellular membrane-bounded organelle; membrane; cytosol.